This is a messenger RNA of Panicum hallii, 1971 nucleotides long. Its product is annotated as ACT domain-containing protein ACR4-like. The coding region runs from base 255 to 1691 and encodes 478 amino acids. The record is from RefSeq and is a predicted model, not a curated record. Lineage: Eukaryota; Viridiplantae; Streptophyta; Magnoliopsida; Poales; Poaceae. The transcript is spliced from 7 exons.
CUCUCUCCUUGCAGCCCCCCCAUGAGGCCAUGGCCAAGAUAUAUAUAUAACUAGGACUAGGUGAGGUGAGAGCUUGCCUCCUUCAGAGAACAAGGCGAGGGAGAGGGGCACCACCACCAAGUACGCACUCGGAUUGGGGGCAGCAAAGGGGACGCAGCCCUUUUGCCCGGGCAAAUCUCCUGUUCCUCCGCUCCCCGCUCCAUCUCUCUCUGUACGUCUCCUCUCGUGCGAGCAAGCAAGCCUUGUUGGGGACAAUGAUGGCCUGCGGGUCUCGAAGUCGGAGCAACGAGAUGGUCGACGAGUUCGAGAAGCUGGUCAUCCGAAUGAACCCUCCGAGGGUCACCGUGGACAACGACUCCGACAUGACUGCCACCUUGGUGAAGGUGGACAGCGCGAACAAGUAUGGGACCUUGCUGGAGGUGGUUCAGGUGCUGACCGAUCUGAAGCUGACCAUCAAGCGGGGCUACAUUUCCUCCGACGGCGAGUGGUUCAUGGAUGUGUUCCAUGUCGUGGAUCAGGAUGGGAAUAAACUUUAUGAUGGCCAAGUCAUCGACAGAAUUGAACAGUCCCUGGGAGCGGGGUCCCUGAGCUUCCGGGCGGCGCCGGAGCGGUCCGUCGGCGUGGAGGCGGAGGCGGAGGAGGAGCAGACCACCAUCGAGCUGAUCGGGCGCGACCGGCCGGGCCUGCUGUCGGAGGUGUUCGCGGUGCUCACGGACCUCAAGUGCAACAUCGUGGCGUCGGAGGUGUGGACCCACGACGCCCGCGUGGCGGCGCUGGUGCGCGUGACGGACGCCGACGCCGGCGGCGCCGUCGCGGACCCGGACCGCCUGGACACCGUGAAGCGCCUCCUCCGCCACGUCCUCCGCGGCAGCAGCCGCGACAAGAAGGCCGCCCGCGCCGCCAUCUCGGCGCGCGCCGCGCACGCGCAGCGCCGGCUCCACCAGAUGAUGCACGCGGACAGGCGCCGUGGCGGCGGCGAGGACGGCGGCUUCGACGGCGCCGGCGACGGUGGCUCCGACGACGACGGCGACUGCGGCGCCGCGUCGCGCGGCGGCUCCGGCCGGCCGGUGGUCGAGGUGGAGGACUGCGCCGAGCGCGGGUACACGCUCGUCAACGUGCGGUGCCGCGACCGCCCCAAGCUGCUGUUCGACACGGUGUGCACCCUCACCGACAUGCAGUACGUGGUCUUCCACGGCACCGUCAUCGCCGAGGGCUCCGAGGCCUACCAGGAGUACUACAUCCGGCACCUCGGCGACAGCGCCGGCAGCUCCGGCGAGGACCGCGACCGCCUCCGCCGCGCCCUCGAGGCCGCGAUCGAGCGGCGGUACACCGAGGGCUUGAGGCUGGAGCUUUGCUGCGAGGACCGCGUCGGGCUGCUGUCCGACGUGACGCGCAUCUUCCGGGAGCACGGGCUGUCGGUGACGCACGCCGAGGUGGAGACCCGCGGGGCGCGGGCGGCCAACGUGUUCUACGUGGUGGACGCGUCGGGGCAGCCCGUGCAGGGGCAGGCCGUGGAGGCCGUGCGCGCGGAGAUCGGCGAGCAGGUCCUGUCCGUCAGGGAGCCGGCGGACGGCGGCGGGCCCAGGUCGCCCGUGGGCGCCAGCGGCGGGCGCCGCUCGCUCGGGAACAUGAUCCGCUCCCGCUCCGAGAAGUUCCUCUACAACCUCGGGCUCAUCCGGUCCUGCUCGUAGCCGCCGGCCGCCACCGCCGACAUCGCCGCCGCAGCUCGGCCAACUAAUCAGCGUACUUCAGUUCAGGGCAAUGCUCGCCACUAGGCUACUAGCUAAGCUAGGAUCUAGGCAUCUAGCGAAAAGGUCUUGGGUUCCCAUCAACGGCCCGUUGAUCGAUCCAUGUCGAAACUCUUGGACGAACGUAGGAGCUAGCCUUGGGUUGUUCUUCCGCUCCGAUCCGAUCCGCCGUGUAAAUACCCCGAUCAUCUUUGGUUCGUUCGUCUCUUUCUUUUCAUGACCA